Messenger RNA from Mugil cephalus (flathead mullet), 769 nucleotides. RefSeq names its product protein SPO16 homolog. Bases 208 to 726 code for a protein of 172 amino acids. Gene Ontology annotation, biological process: reciprocal meiotic recombination; synaptonemal complex assembly. NCBI's taxonomy places the organism in Eukaryota, Metazoa, Chordata, Actinopteri, Mugiliformes, Mugilidae. The record is from RefSeq and is a predicted model, not a curated record. The transcript has 6 exons. Gene Ontology annotation, cellular component: chromosome.
CAUAAAGGGAGUAGAGCUUUUUACACACCUGUGCUCAUCCUGACAUGACAAGUUAAACGUUCAUGCCAAUUAUCAUCAAGCUCUGCUGGAGUAAUUAAUCAAGCGCAGAAUCAACAUUAGCAGUGAACAAGUCUCCUGCGUCCACAGGAAAACACGUAUGCAUCGAUAUAUGGGUCCACUAUUGAUUUACUUUUUUACCAGGAGCCAAUGGCAGCACACAAAGAAACAACUCCUCCGUGGAAAACAACGAUUGUAGUCAGCUCGUCUCUUCAGAACCACGAAACUAGCAGGAUGCUAAGCGCCCAGCAACACCGGAUCAGAUUUUCAGACAGUGUCGAGUCCGGUGUCUUCAUUUUUCCUCUCUCAGGUACUGCGUUUCUGUUGGUUGACCCUGAAGACUUGUCAGAGCCUUUUGAGGAAUCAGGACUCACUGAGAAGAUAAAGAAGUUUGUGCAAGUCCAUCGUAACUGCUUUCUGCUUCUGCUUGCCCCCUUUAAUGGGAAAAGGGAGCUCCAAGUAUUGGCUCUCGUUCAGGACAGAUUCUUUGGUAGCAAUCUUAGGAUCCUGCCUGUAAGAAACGAUGCUGAAAUUGUCAAAGGAAUGCUGGCAAUAGCUAAGGCCACCAGUAAACCACAUGUAGACCGUAUCAGGGAGCGGAUGUGUCUGGCUAGGGCUCACGUCGUUGAACGCAGCCCUGUGUGGGAGAUGCUAAAAGACAAACUGUGAAGCUCAGCAGAUGAUACAACAUGUGUUUUUGUUUGUUUGUUUU